AGGGGAUGGAGUCCGGAGAGACCCGGCGGUUGGUGGAGGAGGAGCGCGGCGGCAGGCAGCUCAGGAUCAAGAGUCUUUUCAAAGGCACCAAGGACCUGUUCCCAGAUUUUAAUUUCCAGAAUGGCGGCUCGGACGUGUCCAUCGAGCUGGAGAGACAGGUUUCCCAGCACUGCCAUGGGGCGGCCAUCUCAUCUGCGGACACCCAGCAGAAGCUACAGGCCCAGAGGAAGCUGUACGUCGCCUGCGCAGUCUGUUUUAUUUUCAUGAUCGGGGAAGUUGUAGGAGGGUAUCUGGCUCACAGCCUGGCCAUCAUGACGGACGCUGCCCAUCUUCUAACGGACCUGGGCAGUAUGUGCGUCAGCAUCUUCUCCCUGUGGAUCUCAACCCGACCACCGACUAAAAGAAUGACGUUUGGGUGGCACCGCUCAGAGAUUCUUGGCGCUCUGGCCUCGGUUCUUUCCAUCUGGAUCGUGACCGGGGUACUGGUCUAUCUGGCCACGGCUCGGAUUAUCAACAAUGACUAUGACAUUGACGGCCACGUCAUGCUUAUCACGUCUGGAUGUGCUGUUGGUGUCAACAUCAUCAUGGCCUACAUUCUCCACCAAUCCACCACAUUCCAUGGACACAGCCACGGGUCUGGUUAUGAGAAGAUUGGAGACAGCCCGGCCAGUGGCCUCCAUCUGCAUCUUAUAGGGCCACAUGGGAACACGAGUGUCCGCGCAGCCUUUAUCCAUGUGAUUGGUGACCUGCUGCAGAGCAUCGGGGUCUUGGUGGCAGCCAUUAUCAUCUACUUCAAGCCUCAGUAUAAAAUCGCUGACCCUGUCUGUACGUUCCUGUUCUCCAUCUUUGUUUUGGGAACGACGACCACCAUCCUGCGGGACGUCUUCUGGGUGCUGAUGGAGGGAGCUCCCCGGAGCGUCUCCCACGGCUCGGUGAAGGAGGUGCUGCUGUCGGUUGGGGGUGUCCGCUCGGUUCACAGCCUGCGGCUCUGGGCUCUGACGCUCAGCCAGAACGUGGUAUCCGUCCACCUGGCCAUCGAUGAGAGCUGCGAUGCGGACGUGGUCCUGACGGAAGCCACCGGUCUCCUCCAGAGCAAGUUUGACUUCUACGCCAGCACAAUCCAGGUGGAGAAGUACUUGGAGGACAUGGCGGUUUGUCAGCAAUGCCAGGACCCGGUGGGCUGACGGUAACGCCAAACCUUCGCCAUCCGUUCCCCAGAGACGAACCAGAGAGUGAGACGUCCCGCUUCAGGGGACAGGAAGGGUCCGAGAAAUGCGUCCCUCCCAUGAACCCGAAUACAUGUACUCCGUGCCACUAUAUUACUCUGCCGGUUACUGUAAACACGGUGUCGUCCCCCAUGGGCGAGCGGCUCUUCGGGUGUCUGUGUUUAUUGUGUUCAUUACAGAGUAAAGGGGUAACACAUAAAAUGCCCCCCUGAGACGGUGCUUGGAGCGAGGGGAGGCGGUGAGGGAGCCGUGGAGGGCCACACCACGCAAUCCCACCCGCAAGCAGUGCAGGGAGAGGACUUCCCAAGCACUUUAUUCACAAAGAAUUUUCUUCAUUUAGUGACA
Messenger RNA from Spea bombifrons (plains spadefoot toad), 1571 nucleotides. It is a transcript of the gene SLC30A3, whose product is annotated as solute carrier family 30 member 3. NCBI's taxonomy places the organism in Eukaryota, Metazoa, Chordata, Amphibia, Anura, Pelobatidae. Bases 6 to 1184 code for a protein of 392 amino acids. Gene Ontology annotation, molecular function: zinc ion transmembrane transporter activity. Gene Ontology annotation, cellular component: plasma membrane. Gene Ontology annotation, biological process: response to zinc ion; zinc ion transmembrane transport. The record is from RefSeq and is a predicted model, not a curated record. The transcript is spliced from 8 exons.